Molecule: messenger RNA, 4852 nt
Organism: Dendronephthya gigantea
Lineage: Eukaryota; Metazoa; Cnidaria; Anthozoa; Malacalcyonacea; Nephtheidae
Product: nephrocystin-3-like
Exons: 33
Coding region: 388-4218 (1276 amino acids)
Cellular component (GO): kinesin complex
Molecular function (GO): protein binding
Source: RefSeq, a predicted model, not a curated record
AGGUUCCUCAGCAGUUGCACGUCUGUUUCCUGUUGUUGUCCAUAGCGACCUUUCCACAUGAAGAAUAUAGUGGAAUAGUACACGAUAAUGCAUUAGUACAAAAAUAAUGCAUGAAGUACAACAAUAAUGCAUUAGUUCUUAUGACACUUUGUUACGAUUCUUUCUCGGACUAUAAAGCUUGUUAAAUGAUGAAAGAAGGUGUCGAAAUGCAGACAGAAAGCGUCGACGGAAAUUAGAUAUUUGGAAAUACAUAAUCCUUUUAAAACUGAGUCGUAUUACAAACAACAACACAGUUGAAAUGUGGCUUUGUAAGAGUGAGGAGCAGGCAUGGUUUUCCCCGAGUUUCGAGCAUAAUUAGAAUAACAAUACAUAUUGUCGGGGGAAAAUAUGGGCAGUGGUGCUUCGGUCGGGAAUAUAGAUCGUGAAAACUGCGAGCAAUUUGGAGACAGAGUCGAAGUGACAAAAAGCCUUCCAGUGGAAAGUUUUGGUGAAGACAAAACGUCCACAAAGGACGGAAGGCUAGAUAAUGUCGUGGAGAAAACCUUUAGCUCUGUCUCAGUUAGCGAAGAGAAAUUUCGUGACCGUGGUACAGCGAAGGUUAGUAAAUCGAGGAAGUCCUUGGGAUCUUUGCUUGGUUUUACAAAAGGAAGAUGGGACGAUGUUGAACGCACGAACAGCGAUCUCUUCGCGUAUUCCGCCGAGGCUGCGGAGAUAAAGAUCGCUCGUUUAACGAAGAAAAACAAUGAUUUACAACAAGAAAAAGAACGGCUCAAAAGGGAACUGGAAAGCUUGCGAAAGAGCAACGCUCGCUGGCAAAAUGAACGUGAAAAGGCAAGAGAGGACGAAGAGCAGGCGAGAGAAAGAGCAAAAGUAUUUGAGGAUGAGCUGGAAAAAGUGAAAAAGCAGUUCAAAUCUUACAGCAGUGACAAGGAAAAGGAGAUCCAUACACUUAUGAGAAGAAUUCAUGAGCUAGAAAAUUCUCUGAGAUCAAGUACAGCAGGAGAGACAAGCAGCUUAUAUCCCUUGCCAGAGAGUUUGAUUGAUUCCUUUGAAAACGAUGCUGAUGUUGAUAAUCUUAGUUUGUUCAAAGCUCCAGGAAGUCUUUUUGACGAAAAAAUACCAGAUUUCAAUACAGUGUUCCCUCUUUUGGCGCAAGUUAUGACAACCUUAAAACCACCCAACAAGAACCAGACAUUCAGAUUCUUCCUGUCCGCAGAUAAACAAGCGAAACGUGAUGCAACCUUUUUUACGAAGGUUAUUUUUCCUCAACUGCAAAAACUUUGUAAAGAAAAUGGGAAAUUUCUCGUUAUGGUGGAAUCCGAUGGGCAUGGUAGAAAGUCAGAGAUGAGAGACAAAGGAUGGCAGUCGUACCUUAUCGCAAAAUGCGACCUAUUCUUCGGGGUGCUUGGAAGUAGUGUCAAUAGAUCCUUACUUGACAAGUGGAGAAGUUUUCACAAUAUUUUCAAUACUCGUCGAAGGCCGAUUUUUUUCUGCUUCAAGGAGGCAAAACACAACGCGUCUGAUGGCACAGAGGUCACCCAUUUUCUUGACAGUAUUGGUGAGAAAUCAAAGGUGUCAUUUUAUACUCAUGCUACAAAUCUGGUUGAGGAAAACAACGAAGUUAUCCAUGAAAUUGUGAAAGAGCAUUUUGGGCUGAGUGCUGAUCAGAACGCAGAAGAGCACUCCAGCAGUGAUAUUUCAGACGAGGAAUUGAUUUCAGAUGGCGAGUCGAGUUUACGACAGUUGGACAUUCUACGAAUGUUUACGAUGUCUACCGAGAGUGAUGUGGGGUUUGAAAGGUAUUUUGAGAAAUUAGACGAAUACGUGAACAGUGUUGGUCAAUGCCCACCGUUGUUGGUCACCGGCGCUUCUGGAUCUGGAAAAACUACACUAUUAGCAAAAUGGAUCACAAGGCAAAUUGCGUCUGGGGAGAAUGUGAUUUUGUAUAAUUUUGUUGCCAGUACAACCAACAAUGUUUUCACGAAUCCAGCGCAUGUUAUGAGGCGAUUCACAUCACAGUUUCUUGGCUUAUUUCCAUGUCUCUGUGCCAUGCUGCAUUGUGAUCCAGUAAAAUGUGAGGAAUAUUUCCUGAAAUUAUUAAAAACAGUUCCUGCCAAAAUCAACACAAACAUUGUUAUCGUCAUCGACUCAGUUGACAAGCUUCAGAAUUUUUCGUCCACGCAUUAUUUAAACUGGCUGAACGAAGUUGAGUUGUUGCCAGCCACUGUGCGCGUGAUACUUUCGGUAACCACUGGCAACGAGCCAUCUCAUUUGAGGUCGUGGAAUCUAGAGAUCUCGCCUUUGACGUUUGAUGAAAGUCGUGAUGUUUUAGUCUCAUGUUGGCGACACUCAGAUAUAACACUCCGUAAUAAUGAGGCAAGUAAGUUAUUGAAGAAUCUCUCACACACUGCAAUCGCAUCGCCGUUAUUCUUAACAAUGCUCUCGCGUGAACUAUCAAGGACAUCCGAUGUUGUCACAGAUAUUCAAGAGUACGCUCUGUUUAAGAAUGUGGUGGAGCUGACUGUCUCGACUUUGAAAUCAUUGCAAGAAAGCAAAGGACCUUUGAUAAAUGAGAUAUUGUCUCUGGUUGCCUGCAGCCGCAGUGGUUUGACCGAAGCAGAAUUGAUGGAGAUUCUUUCGUUGCAAUGGUCUGAAUGGGAACCUCUUUUGAAAUGCCUGGUUUACGAUCGACCAAUACUUUGUGAUGUCAACGACUUUCUUGUUGUUUCUCAUGAGCAGAUAUUAAAAGGAAUCUUCAUUCAUUUAAAUGGUGAAGAAACUAUGCGUCAAUCCAGAGAACGUCUUGUCGAAUUUUACACGGACAAACUAAAAAACGACGGUGUGUCUGCCUCGGUUAUCGACCAACUUCCAUGGCUUCUUGUCCAACGAAACGACAAAGAAUCUUUAGAGAAAUUCAUUUCCCGCAUCGACGUUUUUCUCGUGUUUAUAAAGAGGAGUCUGUUUUCCGACUUGUUGUCAUAUUGGCAGAAUCUCAACUACGAGUGCUCAGCAUUCGCAAAAAUAUACAUGGAUAAAAUACGAAAGCAGGAGGGAGACACGCCGUGUUUGGAAAUCGCACUCCGAUACGAGAUCCUUGGAAGAUUUCUGAAAGGCAUCGGUUUGUUUUCAUUGGCGAUGAAAUGUCUGGAACGCGCCUUGGAAAUGAAGGAAAUGGUUCUGGAAUCCGAUGACCCGUGGGUGGGACAAUCCUUGCAUCAUUUAGCUGAUCUAUAUGUCAUGCUUGGAAACCUGGAAUCUGCUGAGGCAUCGUAUAAACAAACUUUGGAAAUCAAUGAAAACACCUUAGGCAAGGAUCAUCCAUUGAUUGCAAAGGAGCUUGAAUGCUUGGCUCAUGUAAAGAAGAAACAAAAGAAAGAACGAGCUUGUACAGAACUCGAACGCAAAGCAGCCAGGAUACGUCGGAAAGCUUCGGUACCAAAAAUGUCUAUGCUGUCAUUCUCAAACAAUCUGGACUGUAGACUUAUUCAAGUCAAUAAUCUUGGUGCCGGAAGAAAGACCCCGGAGACUGCGACUUCACUUCACAAUGUCGGGGUGUUACUAUCAAUGGAAAAAAGAUACCAAGAUGCUGAAACUUUAUUUAAGAAAUCGCUUGCAAUGCGGGAAUUCCUGUUUGGCGAGAAGGAUCUUGUUUUGACACAGUCUUUGGAUAAGCUCGCAUCUUUGUACUAUGACAAGAAAAUGUAUUUUGAUGCGAUAACUUAUCACAAAAGAUCUCUGGUGAUCAAGCGAGAGAAAUUGGAAGAGGGUGAUCCAAGUUUGAUUUCAACUUUGAAUCAACUGGCAAUCGCGUUUAGAAAAAAUGGCAACUUUGAGGCCAGUGAGUCUACUUAUAGAGAGGUGUUGGUAGAGUUAAAGAGAAAGCACGACGGCAAAGAUCAAGCAAUUGCUACGGCUUUGCAUAACCUUGCUGUUGUUAACUCUGAUCAGAAAAAGUUAUGUGAGGCUCUGCAGCUAUUUGAACAAGCUUUAAAAAUCUACGAGGAUUGUCUGGGAGAGAAUCAUCCAAAAGUGGCAGAUAGCUUGAGAAAUAUUGCAAAGGUUCAUCUUGACAUGGGCAAUUCAGAUGACGCGUCGUCAUAUUUGCUUCGUUCCCAGACGAUCAACCAAAUCGAUACUGACUUGUCGAUGACCACUUCCUCUCUCAACUCCUCAAUGAGUUGGAUAAAUGGGAGCACACUGGAAGUUAUGGAUUGUUAACAACACACAGAAUUACUCACAGUGUGCGAUGGCUGUGAUGGGGGAAUUAAUUCACAGGUGAAACGGAUUUUAACUCCGUAAGGCGAUGGUUUUCAAGUCAAGGACAAGUGAACGCCUGGCAUUUGGUGGACCCGUUUAGAGCAAUUUGGUGAAAUACCAGUGAAAUUGGUACCAAUAUAGACAAAUUUUCCUCCAAGCGCUGUUACUGUACCUUUCCUAUAGACGGAUACCAAAAAGAGAAGAUUAAAUUGAGAAAAACCACUUUGCCAGUUAGGUUAAGAUUUGUACUUCUGGUCUCAAUGAAUCGAAAUAUGAUGGACAAGAGGUGCAUAGCAACACUCUAGUAGAAGUAGGCUCUACUGAAAUAAAAUUUCAGUUUUGUAUAAAUUGAAGGGCAUAUAGUAUGACAUUUUCUUUGACACGACACUCACGUCGAGAUGUUGUAUUUUAUAUUUUUAUAAAAGGGUGUUCGCCCAGCAUGAACCGUAACUUAUUAAAUUAUUGUGAAUAUAGUUUAUUUUAGGAAACGCACUAGAAAUGCCUUCAAAAUGCAGGAUAUAUCAUAUUAGGUAUGCUAUAAGCUUGUGAGUAAUUAUAUAAUAUAUUGUAUAUGAUAUUGAUUGUGAUUAAUUUA